Eimeria maxima is the source of this 1242-nucleotide messenger RNA. RefSeq names its product cullin homog, putative. The coding region runs from base 1 to 1242 and encodes 413 amino acids. The transcript has 10 exons. NCBI's taxonomy places the organism in Eukaryota, Apicomplexa, Conoidasida, Eucoccidiorida, Eimeriidae. The record is from RefSeq and is a predicted model, not a curated record.
AUGCGGAUACACGUAGACCCUCCCCCUUGUGGGGAGUUUUUCCAUCUUAAGCUCCCUCCUAGUGGGUGUAUAUUUAGUUAUAGGGAAGGAGAAUUACCUAUUGAAUUUAUACAAGAAGGAUGGAGACAAUUAAAGAAUUUUCUUGAUGAUGUUUUCUCUCUUCGUCCUCUACGCAUGAGGACACAUAAAGCAAGGCAUCAUAUAUUGCAAGUGUUUGUUUAUUUAGAUGGUUGUGUAUUAGAUGAUUCAUCUGUUGCUGCUAGGCCGCAGCAGCAGCAACAGCAGCAGCAGCAGCAGCAGCAGCAGGUUGUUCGUCAUGGAGAGGAUACAUUAGCCCAUAAGCAUCAGCAGCAGCAGCAUCAGCAUCAGCAGCAGCAGCAGCAGCAGCAGCAAGCAAAGGGUUUACAGGGUUUAUGUGACCGUUUAUUAUCUGCUGCAUUUAAUGGACAAGAAGAGACACUUUUUUAUCUUGUUAAUUCUUUUAUAAGUGUUGUACAAAAAGAGAGACAAGAAGAACAGGAACCAAACCCUAAUUUAUCUAAACUUUGUCUCCUUUAUAUACAUAUUGGGCGUUAUUUUGAUUUAUUGGAGCCUCCUUUCUUAUCAUCAACAGAAAUAUUUUAUAGAGAAAUAAGCAAGAAAAAAUUAAGUGAUGAGGGUCCAGUUCUUGGAGUAGCAGAGAGUUCAGGUGUAUAUGGAGGACUUAAGGAGGCAUGGGGAACAUUUUUAUUGGCAGAUUUCUCUAUUGUUAAUACUGUUGCUCGUCUUCUUUCUCUGCAUGUUGAUAAAAUAAUAAGAAAAAGCUAUAAAGCAUCAAAAGGGGCAGCCACGGAGGCCCCCACGGGGUCUCCCACGGAGGCCCCCACGGGGUCUCCCACGGAGGCCCCCACGGGGUCUCCCACGGAGGCCCCCACGGGGUCUCCCACGGGGGCCCCCACGGGGUCUCCCACGGAGGCCCCCACUGGGUCUCCCACGGAGACCCCCACUGGGUCUCCCACGGGGGCCCCAACAGGGUCUCCCACGGAGGCCCCCACGGGGUCUUCCACGGAGGCCCCCACGGAGUCUCCCACGGGGGCCCCCGUGGUGUCCCCCAAUGAGGCAGCAGAGGAGCUACAAAGGGUUGUUGGUUUAUUUGCUCUUAUAGGAGGAAAGGAUGUAUUCGAGGAUGAUAAGAUUGGUGACCGUUUACGUAAUAUAAAUAGUGAAUUAAAUAUACGUAUAUUGUUUAUGGGUUUGUUUUGA